Messenger RNA from Ceutorhynchus assimilis (cabbage seed weevil), 993 nucleotides. The record is from the annotation of a GenBank genome assembly. Lineage: Eukaryota; Metazoa; Arthropoda; Insecta; Coleoptera; Curculionidae.
AUGUUGGAUCCCUCUGAGAAAGAUUCUCUUGGUCUUGCUCUUCCAGCCAGAGCUGUUUUCUUUAUUGAUCCUGAAAAGAAAAUGAGAGCGUCGGUUUUGUAUCCAGCCACUACAGGAAGGAACUUUGAUGAGAUCUUAAGAAUGUUGGAUUCCAUGCAGCUCUGUGACAAAUAUAGGGUAGCCACUCCCGAAGGUUGGAAGAAAGGGGAUGAUGUCAUGGUUCAACCCAAUGUAACCGAUGAAGAGAAAAAAAAUGCAUCCUGGUUGGCAGAAAAACUUUUUACUGACACUCAUGAAUUGUUUGAUGUUCCUGAGCCAUGUGCACCUGGCCCUUCAAAAAGAAAAUGUUUUUCAGAUUUAUCUGCAUCUCAGCAAGAACGAAAUACUAAAGAUAUAAGAGAUAAUUAUUGUUCAGAAGCUCUGACUUACGCAGCGAUAUCUGUUCUCAGAAAAGAACAAAAACCUGAUUUGGCAAAAGCUGUUACUAUUGGUGUGAAAUCUCCAGAGAAAGUACUUUCAGUUCCUAGUCAAAAGUUACCCCAACCUUUUUCCCCUAAUGAAGCAAUAGCUUUGUUUAUUAUAAAUGGAAAACAAACAAAAGCGCAGUAUCAAAAUAUGCGGGCUGCCACAAUUUGGAAAGGUGCCCUUAGUGAAGAGCCUCAGGAAGCCCGAAAUAAGGACUUCAAAAAAUUUAGGACAGAUUUUUCACGGAAAAUAUCUCGUAAGGCUAAUUUGCAAGAUGUUUUUAAUAGAUUAAUGUUGACUUCAGAUCCUCUAUUUUUUCACAUUUAUCAAACAUUUCAAAAAUCAAAGCUUUCGAAGAAAACAGAAAAAGAACAUUUGCCCAUUGACAUACUAAAUAUUGAGGACUGCAUCGAUAAUGACAUAAUGGCACAGGCAUAUGACUCCAGUUCGGAUGAGGAAUCGGAAGAAAUCGAUAGCAUUGCGGAUGAUGUAAAUGAUUCAGAUGAGUUUGAAGAUAUUUUUUUAUAA